Molecule: messenger RNA, 615 nt
Organism: Lathyrus sativus (Indian pea)
Lineage: Eukaryota; Viridiplantae; Streptophyta; Magnoliopsida; Fabales; Fabaceae
Source: the annotation of a GenBank genome assembly
AUGAAGUUUCCUUUUUCUCAUGAUUCAAAUGUUUAUGAUGCUACCACUAAGCACAACAACUAUAUUCAAUUUGAUCCUCAAAGGUUCAAGCUCAAUCACCUUAUCAAAUCACAGAAUGAGAGAUUGAAAAGACAGGUGCAAGAGUAUAGAAGACAACAAAUGAUGACAUUAUUGAAGUUUUCUUAUAUGCUUUCACAAAAGGAUGAACAAAUAGCAGAAGUGGGAAACAUAAACUUGAAGUUGGAAGAAUAUUUAAUGAAAUUAGAGAAUGAUAAUCAAUUAUGGCGGAAAAUUGCUCAUGAGAAUGAAUGUAUGGUUUUGUCUCUCAAUAAUGAGUUAGAACAUAUGAAAAGAAAAACAUGUUAUUAUCCUGAAGAUAUAGAGUGUUAUUAUCCUGAAGAUAUAGAGUCAUGUUGUGACAUGAAAGUGGUUGAAGAAGAAACAGGUGAGAAUAAUAUAGUGAGUGACAUGAUUUGCAAAGCAUGUGAGGAUUCUCUUGGAGCAUGUCCAGUGUGUUUAAUGGAGAAGAAAACAAGUAUAGAGACAAUGGCGGAACUUAAUGAGAGACCAAAGGGACCACUACAGCCUCAAUUUUUUUUGACUAAUAAACUUUGA